Molecule: messenger RNA, 3027 nt
Organism: Silurus meridionalis
Lineage: Eukaryota; Metazoa; Chordata; Actinopteri; Siluriformes; Siluridae
Product: butyrophilin-like protein 2
Exons: 10
Coding region: 404-2344 (646 amino acids)
Source: RefSeq, a predicted model, not a curated record
CAUUGGCGAUGCAAGAAAGCGAUUUUACUUUCGGUUUCGUUUUUCUGACACUUGCUGACGCAGACAUCUGCAAUUUUCCCGGGUUGCCACCAUUUUCCACUUCUUUGCUUUUUCUCUGCUGGAUUGCGCCUUCGGGGUCUCUGUUUCCAGAGUCUCUGCUUUACAGUGCUCAGUUCCACGGUAUCGCAUUUACUGACUGUUUUUCGGUGUUUGGUUUCUAAAUUGUGUUGUUUUUUUCGGAUCUUGCUUCAUCCUGGUCUGUAUUUCCCUGGUGUUGGAUUUGUUCUGAUCUGUGUUCUGUCUGCUCUGGAGUUAUUAUUCCGUCCUGUGCUCUCCGGUAUCUUGUGCCAUUCUGUGGAACUGUAUUUCAUUCCACUUCAAGAUCCAUUAAAGACCCAGUAAAAUGGGUUCCAUCUUCUCCACACCGAGACUCUCUGUAUCUGAGCGACAGCUUCCUCCUCUGCGCUCCAUGUCUGCUUCAGCGAGAACCUUACAUACUGACUUUUCUAUAGUGCAUUCUUCUCUUGGUGAUACAGUCACACUACAAUGUAGCUACUCUUGUAAAAUCAGUAAAAGUACCAGAGAGAUCAGGUGGUAUAAGGGGACAAAAUGUGUUCAUCAGGAGGCCUUUAAUUGUACCCUGUCCCUGACAUUGACAGAUGUUAAAGUCACAGAUUCUGGACAGUACAGGUGUGAAGCUCACGGAAAAAUAAUAAAAGAUGUCGCUGUUAUUUAUCUGCAUGUCGCAGGGUUUAAACUGGUCCCCAGCUUCAAUCGUUUUAGUUUGUCCAAUCAUUUUCCUGGAGAUGAUGUCACUCUUCCCUGCCACAUCUCUCCAAGAAAGAGUGCUGUUGCCAUGGAGAUCAGGUGGUUUAAGGGGACAGACUGCAUUUGUGUGUAUCAGAAUGGGCAGGUGAGAGAAGGGAAGGGCUACGAGGGCAGAGUGAGUGUCUUCACCCACAAGUUGGAGGAAGGAAACGUGUCUCUGAUGCUGAGGAAUGUUCAGCAGUUGGAUGAUGGAAGUUACAAGUGUAAAGUCACCGACGGAAAAGACAAGGUGGAAAGUGAUCAAAAUGCUCUACGCGUAAGAGAAUUUAAACUGAUCACUGAAUCGUACAAUUACUACGCACGCCCUGGUGAUGAAAUCACUCUGCCCUGUUACUUUUCUGCUGAAGUCAGUGCUGUUGCCAUGAAGAUCAGGUGGUUUAAGGGGACAAACUGUAUUUGUGUGUAUAACAAUGGCCAACUGAAUGAGGGGAAGGGUUAUGAGGACAGAGUGAGUCUCUUUACCCAAGAGUUGGAAGAAGGAAAUGUGUCUCUGAUGCUGAGAAACCUUCAGGAGUCGGAUGAUGGAGAGUACAAGUGUGAAGUGACUCACCAAGAACGCAAGCUGGAAAACAGUGGAGUUUAUCUACAUGUCACUGAAUUGAAACUGAUCACUGAAACGCACAGCACUACUAAAUCAUCUGUUGCCCAACCAUGCAUUGUCUACUCACCUGCUGGUGAUGAAGUCAUUCUGCCCUGUAAACUUUCUGCUAACGUCAGUGCUGUUGCCAUGGAGAUUAGAUGGUUUAAGGGGGCAAACUGCAUUUUUGUGUAUCAGAAUGGCAAGGUGAGAGUGUGUAAGGGCUAUGAGGACAGAAUGAGGCUCUUCACCCAAGAGCUGGAGGACGGAAAUGUGUCUGUGGGACUGAAGAAUUUUCAGGAGUCGGAUGUUGGAGAGUACAAGUGUGUGGUAACUCGCAUUCAUGAGGUUACUCACAGAGAUCACAAGAUGGAGAGCAGUGGAGUUUACCUAUAUAUGUCUGAAUUCAGUCUGGUCCACAUGCCUGAAGAUGUUGGAAUAUUCUCCCGAUACUCUGUAAUACGUGUAGACUUUGGUCAUGAUGUCACUCUACCCUGUUACUUGAAUCCAAAACAGAGUGCUUUUGCCAUGGAGAUCCGUUGGUUUAUUGAUGCUUGCUAUGGCAGUAAGAGGAAGAUUAUCUGUAUUUGCCAGUACCAGAAUGGGGAGGUGAAAGAGGCGGAGGGCUACGAGGGAAGAGUGAGCCUUUUCAUUGACAAGCUGGAGGAAGGAAACGUGUCUCUGAUGCUGAAGAAUUAUCAGGAGCCCUUUCUAUCAGGACAGUACAUAUGUGAAGUUACGUGUGGGAAUGAGAAGGAGCGGUUUAUACAUCACCUCAUACUUCGAUUGCGAGGUGGUGGAAGUCCUUAUAUUAGAGAAUCAAGCGAUGAGGAAGGCGAGCCUGAAACAAGAACAAGAAAAUUAAGUGAUCCACGUGACCUUCGACCCAUAAAACCCGGAAGACGAUGGAGUAAUCCACUUGACCUUCCAAACAUGUGAAGACUGAACUCAAGAGAGAAAGAAACAGCAGGACACUGAAAAGAAGACGAAUACAGCAAAGGAUAUGAGAGAGCAUUUACAAGGCAAAGUGAUUCCACUUAUGAACAUUUUGCUCAGAAUGAAAUAAUAAAACUGUUCUCACCAGUCCUAGCUUUUAUCCAUGGCUAUCUAGCAUAGCUCCUUAGUUUUAAGGAAAAGGAGGUGUCACAUCAUUUACUGGUAAACAGCCUGAAAAUACACCCACUUUUAUUUUUACUUGGAUAGAUAUAUUAGGGCUGUCAAUUGAUUAAAAUAUUUAAUCGUGAUUAAUCGCUUGAUUGUCAUGUUAUCUCGUUAUUAAUCGAAUCUCAAUCGCUCAUUUUUAUUUGUUCUCAAUCUGUUUUUAAAUGAAUUCUUUUCAAGUUUUUAAUACUCUAAUCAAGAUGGGCAGAUAUGGAUGCUUUAUGCAAAUGUAUGUUUAUUAUUUGUGAAACCAGACUCAACAUAGAGCAUGUAGACAAAAUAUACUUGUAAAUGUUUGUAAGUAAAUGUGGUGUUUUAAAUGACGUCAAUCUUGAGGACACCAAAUGAAGGUUUUGCUAUGUUUCCACACAGACAGUUUUAAUGGUGUUGGUUUUGGAUGUUGGUGCUUGAUUUGAGACUUGCCGCAUCAGUAAAACAAUUGUGUACUGAAUAAAAAUACA